AUGUGGUGGAGUGACGACAACCAAACCCUCCGCUUCCAAGAGCAUUCACUGCACGUGAAUCAGUUCCGUCAGUUUGCUCGAUCUCUCCUGGACCUGGCCCGAGAGAAGUGUGACGGUCUCAUGUACUCGUGGACACCACCGGUGGCCCUCCACCAGAUCCACGACACGAUGAGCCAGACCACUCCCGGCUACUCGUUCGUCCAAGAUCCUCACAACGGUCUUCAGACGGGCUUCUUGGACCUCUCGACGCGGGCGUACUACCGCAGUCCGACCCCGGUCUUCCACGGCGAGCAGUGGGCCAAGCCGACGGCGAUGCAGUACCUUAAGGACCACGAAGAUUUUCUCGCCUUACUGUACCAGUUGCUUUUCGUCUGGGGUGGUCAAAGUCCGCGCCCGAAGGAGUUGAGGUCGCUCGAGAUGGUUAAUGGGCCCGCCACGUCCCGCGGCUUCUUCAUCCACAACGGCGCCAUGGUAUACAUCACCCGCUACCAUAAAGCCCAGCGAUCUACGGGCCACCAAUUCCACGUGGCUCGCUUCCUCCCGGAGCCCAUCGGCCAUCUCGUGUUUUACUACCUGGUAUACAUUCGACC
Capronia epimyces CBS 606.96 is the source of this 590-nucleotide messenger RNA. RefSeq lists its product as uncharacterized. The record is from RefSeq and is a predicted model, not a curated record. NCBI's taxonomy places the organism in Eukaryota, Fungi, Ascomycota, Eurotiomycetes, Chaetothyriales, Herpotrichiellaceae. The annotation marks the transcript as partial. The transcript has a single exon.